Messenger RNA from Cydia amplana, 2404 nucleotides. RefSeq lists its product as uncharacterized. The transcript has 13 exons. Gene Ontology annotation, cellular component: nucleus. NCBI's taxonomy places the organism in Eukaryota, Metazoa, Arthropoda, Insecta, Lepidoptera, Tortricidae. The record is from RefSeq and is a predicted model, not a curated record. Gene Ontology annotation, biological process: regulation of transcription by RNA polymerase II. The coding region runs from base 350 to 2404 and encodes 684 amino acids.
UACUUUAUUGUGUAAAGUUACGGUUUUUUCUAUAAGCAUAGACAAUACGAAGACAUGCUUCCGUUAAACUGCUUUACCGACACGUCUCAGAAUUUUGUCACUAGAUGGAGUUUCUUUCAAAAAUUCGCCAAUCGGCCACCAUUGUUGGAAGUGAUUUUACAGCAUUUUGUCGAAAUUUGUUUAAUUUGUGAUAGUUCUCGGCAAAAUACAAAGUUAAACUCGAAGGAUCUGCACACGUCGUAAGGGAGAAGAGUUACGCGGGCGAAGGCUUGAAAAUUGCCGGCAUCAUUAUGGUGGACUGAGAGGGUGUUUGUUGUGGGACUCAGCUGGACUCGCGUCGAGAACCGCCAUGUCCGGCUCGCAGCACAACCCCAACGGGCGGCAGUCGCAACUGGGCUCUAGCUGGAGCCCCCUGCAGGUGUUGCAGAUGGCGAACCUGCUGGCGCGCGCGCCGCAGGCCCACAUGGCCUCCGAGCGCGGCGUGACGUGGCACACGCCCACCCCCCCGCCGCACCUCUACCACGUGCCGCAGCCCUCACCCCCUGAUCCGCUGCAGGCCAUGAAGGGCGCGGGCAACUCGGUGUUCCGGCACACGGCUACGCCGCCGGAGCUGUAUCGCCACACGCCCACACCGCCCGACAAGCAUCUACUCAGACACACUCCGUCACCUGGCGACGUGAAAGCGGGCGCCGCGUUGCCUCCGGUCGACUUGUACGCACACCUUGGACCAGGGAGAGACAAAGCGAUGCGCGGCGCGGAGGCGCUGGCGGGGCUGUACGGGCGCGGCGUGGACCUGUCGCUGGGCGCGCGCAACGGCGCCGCGCUGUCCGUGCGCGACGCGCCCACCAUCAACUCGCUGCUGGCGCGCGCGCCGCGCCACCACCGCGUCGACGAGCUGCUCGAGCGCCUCGCCCCCGCGCCGCACAGCGUCAUCGUCACGUCGCGCGCCGCCUCCACCCCCUCGCCGCCAUCCUCCGAGGACUCGGCCGACUCCGCCCCCGCCGCCAAGCGCAAGAGGAAGCCGGAGCGCGUGGUGCGCGUGCCCGCGCCGCCGCCGCCGCCGCUGAACGGCGCGUCGCCGCCCCGCCCGCCGCCGGAGCCCCCGGUGCGGAGAAAAACGCGCUCCGGCUCCGCGGAGACCAUCGACGACAUCGCCGCCAUGAUCGCCAGCACAGACCAAAAGGUGGAGGAGCCCGCGCCGAAGGAACCGGAAAAACCCAUCGAACCGCCCGUUACCAUCGACAAGCUAAAGAGCGUGCUCGCGAGCGAUACGGAACACAGGCCGGAUGAAGCCCCCAACUCCCCGCCGAAGGUUCCGCAGCAGGUGGAAGAGCCCCCGGCGGAACCCUUGCCCUUGCCCGCCCCCUUGGCGGCGGCGGCGCCUUCCCCGCCGGCGGGGGAGUCGGCGGCGGCGGCGCCGCGCCGGCGCGCCGCGCGCACCUCGCCCUCGGCCUCCAACGUGCCCGUGGAGUCCCCCUCCGAGGCCAAGCCCGCCGAGCCCGAGCAGCCCGCCGAGCCCGAGCGACCCGCCGAGCCCAGCGCCGCCAGCUUUGUGGAGGUCGAGAACCAGCUCGAGAAGAUGUUCGCGGGGAUCGAGGAGGCGCCGGUUAAUCAGGAGGGCGACCAACCAGUAGAGAAAGAGAAACCUCAAACCACGAAAGCGCGCAAGCGGCGAAAAUCCGCGCCCACCAAGGGCGAGAGAAAGGCCGCGCGGCGCGCCGCCCGCGCCGACACUGGCGACAAAAAGAAGCCGGGCCGGAAGCCCAAGGACAAGGACGCGUACGAUUCCGGUAGCAACGCGAGCUCCGGACGCUCCAGGGGGCCCUACGUGCAGAUCCGCGGUCCGCGCGACUCGCCGCUGUCGGUGUCGGUGAUCAACGCGGCCACGGGCGAGGACGAGGAGCCCGCGCGGCGCAAGGACGAGUUCCGCAACGGGCUGCGCACGCGCGGCCUGCACUGCAGCACGCUCGGCUUAAGGUACGACGCGACGACGCCGGACGCGACGUGGCUGUGCGUGUUCUGCGAGCGCGGGCCGCACGCCGCCGGCCUCGGGGACCUGUUCGGGCCCUACCCCCUAGACACCGACUGCGACGAGUACAGAGCAUUAGACGAGGCGACGCGACGGAAAUAUGAAGCGGCCGGUUCCGCCUGGCUGCACGAGGCUUGUGCGGUGUGGGCGCCCGGCCUACUCGCCGCCGGCGCGAGGCUCUGGGGACUCGCCAGCGCAGUGUGGUCGUCCCGCGGCACGCGGUGCACGGCGUGCGGCGGCGCGGGCGCGGGGCUGGCGUGCGGCGCGCGCGCAUGUCGCGCCCGCGCGCACGUGCCCUGCGCGCGCGGCCAGGCCUGGGCGCUAGACGACGACCUGUUCCGAGCCACCUGCCCGAGGCACAUAGGGCCCAGCUAA